Molecule: messenger RNA, 393 nt
Organism: Recurvomyces mirabilis
Lineage: Eukaryota; Fungi; Ascomycota; Dothideomycetes; Mycosphaerellales; Teratosphaeriaceae
Exons: 1
Coding region: 1-393 (130 amino acids)
Source: RefSeq, a predicted model, not a curated record
AUGGACGGAUACGCAAAGACCUGGCCCCGCAUCCUCCUCCGCACAGAAGGUGCGGCCAUCUUCGCCUCCACCAUCUGGGCCUUCUCCCGUACCGGACUAUCAUGGUGGUACUUCGUAGCAGGUCUCCUCCUACCUGAUCUAGGCAUGGCCGGCUAUCUAUCAGACUCGAAACUCGGCGCAGCCAUCUACAACUCUGUGCAUACCGAGACGCCACCGAUCGUGCUACUCUGCGCUGGCAUGGCUCGAAAGAACCCUUUGCUGAGUGGCGUGGCGUUCAUCUGGUUGGCGCAUAUUGGUAUGGACCGGAUGCUUGGGUAUGGCUUGAAGUACGGGACCGGGUUCGGGCAUACGCAUCUUGGUCUUAUUGGGAAGAAUGGUCGCUUGGAGAAGUAG